AUGCGACGGUCCCUCAUAUGCAUCAUCUUUGCAGCAGCAUUCGUGCUGCACUCUUCUGGCACGUCGCCUGUGGAGCUGUCUGAAGACAACUCCUUGGAGCAGGACGCAUUCACCUCCAUACUGAGCGAGGAGGUGACGGAAAACAACCGCGGCGAGGCUGAGGGCAAAAAAAGAGGGCAGCGGGUCAUCGUUGUUGCCGAUCCGAGUCUUUGGCGUGACCUGCGAGCGCUGCGAAAUGGACUGCCCCUCUACAAAAGACGAGCUGAUGACAACAACCAGGACCUGAACAUCCCCAUCCUGAGGCGGGACACCAUGAGAUGCAUGGUGGGACGAGUGUACCGGCCAUGCUGGGAAGUCUAG
This is a messenger RNA of Syngnathus typhle (broad-nosed pipefish), 360 nucleotides long. RefSeq names its product pro-melanin-concentrating hormone, like (gene pmchl). The record is from RefSeq and is a predicted model, not a curated record. The transcript has a single exon. Gene Ontology annotation, molecular function: melanin-concentrating hormone activity; type 1 melanin-concentrating hormone receptor binding. NCBI's taxonomy places the organism in Eukaryota, Metazoa, Chordata, Actinopteri, Syngnathiformes, Syngnathidae. Gene Ontology annotation, biological process: chemical synaptic transmission; behavior. Bases 1 to 360 code for a protein of 119 amino acids.